GUCAAGUGUCAUCACAUACCAUGGACGUAGAAAAUUCUUUAACCGAAUUCGCGAAUGACAUUUCCGAUAAAUGCUCAAUAUAACUGCUCGAUUAAUUAAAUUGUGAAAUUUGUCCAAAUUACAAUCUCGCGAAUAUUGUCGCGACUCGCGAGUAAAACAAAUUAGUGACAUGCAAUCGACGCGGAAUGAUGCAGAGAUGCUCUUGAAUCAAUGUCGAAUACUGUGAUAUUGGAUAAGUGCAGCGGAAGAUGUUUGACUGGCGAACGAAUCAUGAUUGGAGAACGCCGCAAUAUCUAUUAUGACGACAUAUGAAGAUUUUAUUCAACAAAACGAGGAUCGCGACGGCGUGCGAUUCACAUGGAACGUAUGGCCCUCGUCACGUAUCGACGCCACCAGGCUGGUUGUCCCGUUGGGUACUUUGUACCAGCCGAUCAAGGAACGGCCGGAUCUGCCGCCGAUUCAAUAUGAUCCAGUUUUAUGUACGAGAUCUACCUGCAGAGCUAUUUUAAAUCCGUUGUGUCAAGUGGACUAUCGUGCAAAACUAUGGGUCUGCAAUUUUUGCUUCCAGAGAAAUCCUUUUCCAUCACAGUAUGCUGCAAUUUCAGAACAACAUCAGCCUGCAGAACUGAUCCCAAUGUUUUCAACAAUCGAGUAUACAAUAAUGCGUGCCCAAUGUCUACCACCCAUAUUUCUAUUUGUUGUGGAUACUUGCCUGGAUGAUGAAGAAUUAGGAGCACUUAAAGAUUCAUUACAAAUGUCAUUAUCUCUACUUCCAUCUAAUGCUCUCAUUGGUCUCAUCACGUUUGGUCGAAUGGUUCAAGUGCAUGAAUUGGGAUGCGACGGUUGUAGCAAAAGUUAUGUAUUCCGUGGCACGAAGGAUCUUCAGCCGAAACAAGUUCAAGAUAUGUUAGGUAUUGGUAGGCCAAUUCCAGGACAAAAUCCGAAUCAGCCGAGAGGCCCAGGUGUACAACCGUUACCGCCUGCCAAUCGUUUCUUACAACCUGUGCACAAGUGCGAUAUGAGUUUGACAGACCUUUUGGGAGAGUUGCAACGCGAUCCUUGGCCUGUUGGACCAGGAAAACGCUCCUUACGGUCUACAGGUGUGGCACUGGCAGUUGCCACAGGUCUUUUAGAAGCCAGUUAUGCAAACACUGGUGCUAGGAUUAUGUUAUUUGUUGGUGGACCGUGUUCCCAAGGACCCGGCCAAGUCGUUACUGACGAUUUGCGACAGCCAAUUAGAUCGCAUCAUGACAUACAGAAGGAUAACGCUAAACAUAUGAAGAAGGCAACCAAGCAUUACGACGCGCUUGCGUCACGCGCCGCAACCAACGGCCACAUAAUAGAUAUCUAUUCUUGUGCCCUUGAUCAAACUGGUUUACUAGAAAUGCGCCAAUGCUGCAACUCUACCGGCGGUCACAUGGUGAUGGGUGAUUCAUUCAACUCUUCUUUGUUCAAACAAACUUUCCAACGAGUAUUUAACAAGGAUUCUAAGGGCGAGCUGAAAAUGGCAUUCAAUGCCACUCUAGAAGUGAAAACCUCUCGUGAAAUUAAAGUUUCUGGAGCAAUUGGACCUUGUGUGUCGUUAGGAGUGAAGGGAUCUAGCGUCGGGGAGCAAGAAGUAGGUUUAGGUGGUACUUGUCAGUGGAAAUUUUGCUCGUUGACGCCGUCUACAACAACAGCAUUAUUCUUUGAAGUUGUCAAUCAACAUACAGCUCCGAUUCCGCAAGGUGGAAGAGGUUGCAUUCAAUUUAUUACUCAAUAUCAACAUAGCAGCGGACAGAGGAGAAUCAGAGUUACUACCGUCGCCAGAAAUUGGGCAGAUGCAUCAUCAUCACUGCAUCACAUAAGCGCUGGAUUUGAUCAAGAAGCAGCGGCUGUUCUCAUGUCGCGUUUGGCUGUAUUCAGAGCAGAAAGUGACGAUGGUCCGGACGUUUUGAGAUGGGUCGAUCGCAUGCUGAUUAGACUUUGUCAAAAGUUUGGAGAGUAUGCAAAAGAUGAUCCAAACAGCUUUAGAUUGGCACAAAACUUUUCUAUGUAUCCACAAUUUAUGUAUCACUUGCGCAGAUCCCAAUUCUUACAAGUAUUCAAUAAUUCACCAGACGAAACCAGCUUUUAUAGGCAUAUGCUUAUGCGUGAAAAUGUAGCAGAUUCUUUAGUUAUGGUUCAACCUGUCUUAUACAGUUAUGGAUUUAAUGGCCCUCCAGAAGCUGUAUUGUUAGAUACUUCGUCUAUUCAGGCUGAUAGAAUUCUGUUGAUGGAUACAUUUUUCCAGAUACUUAUAUUCCACGGAGAGACUAUUGCACAGUGGCGACAGUUGAAAUAUCAAGAUCUACCAGAAUAUGAAAAUUUCCGGCAAUUACUAGCAGCACCUGUUGAUGAUGCUGCUGAUACAUUAGCUGUUAGAUUUCCUGCGCCUCGGUAUAUUGAUACGGAACAAGGUGGUUCCCAAGCUAGAUUUUUAUUAAGUAAAGUCAACCCAAGUCAGACUCACAAUAACAUGUAUGCGUAUGGUGCGGGGAUGCCGAUAUCUAAUGGGGAGAGUGGUGCCCCUGUUCUGACGGACGAUGUCAGCUUGCAAGUAUUUAUGGAACAUUUGAAGAAAUUAGCUGUAUCAUCUACAGCAUAAAUUAAUACAUAUUAAUAUAAUAUUAAGAAAUAUAUAAGAUAUAGGAUGCAAACAUAUUAUGAUGAAUAUUCAUUUACUGUGCGGACAAUUAAUAUUUAGGAAAAUAAAAAUAAAUUAAUGUUAUUAUAGAGAUUAUAUAGAAAAGUGAGUAAAAAUCGAGUAUAUAAAUAUGCAAAAA
Messenger RNA from Wasmannia auropunctata (little fire ant), 2804 nucleotides. RefSeq names its product protein transport protein Sec23A (gene Sec23). The record is from RefSeq and is a predicted model, not a curated record. Gene Ontology annotation, molecular function: zinc ion binding; GTPase activator activity. Gene Ontology annotation, biological process: COPII-coated vesicle cargo loading; endoplasmic reticulum to Golgi vesicle-mediated transport; intracellular protein transport. The transcript is spliced from 12 exons. Gene Ontology annotation, cellular component: COPII vesicle coat; endoplasmic reticulum exit site. The coding region runs from base 299 to 2626 and encodes 775 amino acids. NCBI's taxonomy places the organism in Eukaryota, Metazoa, Arthropoda, Insecta, Hymenoptera, Formicidae.